CCCUUAAAAAUUUAAACAAAUUGAAUGCGCCUUCACUGCGAGUAUAUUGCGUAAUUGGUCACUUUUCAGCCCCCAAGGCUCCCACCAAACCAUUGACUACACUUCUUUCUCGGUUUGCUCGUUUUUGUCCUCUUCUCUCAUCUUCUCCUUCAGGACUCAGUUUGUGCAAUGGGUAAAAGAUACGGUUUUGCUGCACUUGUGCUGCUCUUUCUGCUGUUUUCUACUGUGUUUUCGGCCCGUGCUGAUGGGUUGUUGAGAAUUGGGCUAAAGAAGAGGAAGCUGAAUCAGAUCAACCGGUUCUCGGAAACUCUUGGCUCAAAGCAGGGGGGUUCUAAUAAUUUAGGUGGUGUUAAUGAAGUUUCGGGUACUGAUAUCAUUUCUCUGAAGAACUACUUGGAUGCUCAAUAUUUUGGUGAGAUUGGUAUUGGGACACCUCCCCAGAAAUUCACUGUGAUUUUUGACACUGGAAGUUCUAAUCUUUGGGUGCCAUCAUCAAAGUGCUACUUUUCUGUUGCCUGCCUUUUCCAUUCGAAGUAUAAGUCAAGCCGUUCAAGUACCUACAAAAAGAAUGGUAAAUCUGCUGCAAUCCAUUAUGGAACUGGAUCUAUCUCCGGUUUUUUCAGCCGAGAUCACGUUCAACUCGGCAACCUUGUUGUUAAGGAUCAGGAUUUCAUUGAAGCGACAAAAGAGCCAGGCAUUACCUUCUUGGCAGCCAAGUUUGAUGGUAUUCUUGGACUUGGAUUUCAGGAAAUUUCUGUUGGGAAUGCUGUUCCUGUCUGGUACAAUAUGGUGAAUCAAGGUCUAGUGAAAGACCCAGUUUUUUCAUUUUGGUUAAAUCGAAAAGGUAACGAGGAAGAUGGGGGUGAACUUGUUUUUGGUGGUGUUGAUCCUAAUCAUUUCAAGGGGGAACAUACAUAUGUUCCUGUUACUCAAAAGGGUUACUGGCAGUUUGACAUGGGUGAAGUUCUAAUUGGCGGGGAGACAACUGGAUUUUGUUCUGGUGGUUGCUCUGCAAUAGCCGACUCUGGAACCUCCUUAUUAGCAGGACCAACUACUGUUGUUACUUUAAUUAAUCAUGCCAUUGGAGCUACUGGUGUUGUAAGCCAGGAAUGCAAAUCUGUCGUUUCCCUAUACGGCAAAACCAUACUGGAGAUGUUGUUAUCUAAGGAAGAACCUCAGAGAAUCUGCUCAAGAAUAGGUUUAUGCUCCUCUGAUGGCAUUCGUGAUGUUAGUAUGAUUAUUGAGAGUGUGGUGGACAAGGACAGCACUAAAGAUUCAUAUGGUCUCCAUGAUGAGAUGUGCACCGCUUGCCAAAUGGCAGUUGUAUGGAUGCAGAAUCAACUUAGACGGAACGUAACAGAAGAAAAGAUUUUGGACUACAUUAACGAGCUAUGUGACCGGCUUCCAAGUCCAAUGGGAGAAUCAGCUGUCGACUGCAGUGUCCUUUCUUCUAUGCCAAAUGUUUCCUUUACCAUAGGUGGUAAAUCAUUUGAUCUCACCCCAGAGCAGUAUGUCCUCAAAGUCGGUGAGGGUGAUGCAGCUCAGUGCAUUAGUGGAUUCACAGCCUUAGAUGUGCCUCCGCCUCGCGGCCCUCUAUGGAUCUUGGGGGAUGUUUUCAUGGGGCAGUAUCACACUGUGUUUGACUACGGGAAUAUGAAAGUUGGCUUUGCUGAAGCUGCUUGAGAGAGUGUAUAUAUAUGACGUAUCCUUCUCCGAUUUCUACUCAGAUCUUCAACACUGUAUGUUGUGAUAUUUACAUACUCUGAAUGACUUUGAAGCUCCUGUAAUUCUCCAUGGAUUGACCCUUCAAGGUCGGGUACCAGAAACCAUGUUCUUGUUCACUGUUGGAAAUAAUAGCUGUUCAUCUUCUUCUGCAUUGUUGGUGUUAAUGUGAAAGUUCAUUUUCAACUAA
Sesamum indicum (sesame) is the source of this 1912-nucleotide messenger RNA. RefSeq names its product cyprosin. The record is from RefSeq and is a predicted model, not a curated record. Gene Ontology annotation, molecular function: aspartic-type endopeptidase activity. Gene Ontology annotation, biological process: proteolysis; lipid metabolic process. Lineage: Eukaryota; Viridiplantae; Streptophyta; Magnoliopsida; Lamiales; Pedaliaceae.